Cololabis saira (Pacific saury) is the source of this 2436-nucleotide messenger RNA. RefSeq names its product SYS1 golgi trafficking protein (gene sys1). The record is from RefSeq and is a predicted model, not a curated record. The coding region runs from base 258 to 728 and encodes 156 amino acids. Lineage: Eukaryota; Metazoa; Chordata; Actinopteri; Beloniformes; Belonidae. Gene Ontology annotation, cellular component: Golgi membrane; trans-Golgi network. Gene Ontology annotation, biological process: protein localization to Golgi apparatus; Golgi to plasma membrane protein transport; Golgi to endosome transport. The transcript is spliced from 4 exons.
CGCCUGUGUUGUGAAAAAGGUUUAGCUCUUCUAAAACACCACCAUCACGAUCCACUGAAGUCUUAGGGCAUUACAUCUUCUAAAACGGCCAACAGCCACAAGAGCAGAGGACUGAAACUUCCCUGGUCCAGCAUUGUGGUGUGUAUCAUCUUUAUCUGAUUUGGAGAUCCCCCACAGGACACACCGGAUGGGCCAGCUGGUGACAUUUGGGGUCUAUUGUUAGCAUUCUUUGGGCCUGCUUGUGAAACAUCAGUCAAAUGGCCAGCAACUUCCGCAGCUACAUCUGGGACCCGGUUCUCAUUGUGUGUCAGAUUGUAUUGAUGCAGUGCAUCUACUACAGCUUCCUGGGCCUGUGGUUGGCUGGUGUGGACAGCCUUGUACAAAGUGGUCGGUCACUGGAUCAGAUCUUCAGCUAUGAACUUCUUGGUUUUGCAACAAUGCAGGGUAGACUCUCAAUGAUGGCAUUCAUCUUGAACUCUCUUACCUGUGCACUAGGUCUGUGGUUUUUCAUCCGCCGAGGGAAACAAUGCCUGGACUUCACCGUUACUGUCCACUUCUUUCACAUGAUCGGUUGCUGGAUCUAUAACGCUCAUCUUCCCUCCGCCUUGUCCUGGUGGCUUGUCAACGUAGCCUGCAUGGCACUGAUGGCUGUAAUCGGAGAAUACCUGUGCAUGCGGACUGAGCUCAGGGCAAUUCCCGUCAACAGUGGACCAAAGUCUAACCUGUGAAUUUCCCUUGACGCCACACAAAAAAAUUCUGACUUACAUGGAACUCACUGACAAAGCUUUCCAUUGUCGCUGAACACAAAGGAACUCCAACUUCCAUCAGCAUACAUGUUGCAAUGUCAUGAACCUUUUUUUUUUGUCAAGUGAGCCAUGAGUUGACUUGAAAAUUUUUUUUUUAGCUGCUCAUUUAACGUCAGUGUUAACUCUGUAGCAUAUUCAAAACAUAUUUUAAUGCUAUUGAAAGUACAGUAACAGUUUAUUUUCUCAGUUCAUCUGCAAUAGCUAGUAGACUCGCAUGGACAUCUGGGCACCCUUCCUCUCUGUCUGCAUCCCGUGUCUGAGUUUUCAAACACAACCAUUAUGAUAUGAUGCACGCAGUUUAAUUUAGACAGUCACAUGAACUUGCAUUGUUUUGUGCUGUACUUCUUAAAGUUGUUUUUAAAGUUCAGUGUUGGGUAACAUGUUUAUAGUGUCUCUGCCACUCUGUUCAAUCAUUUUGUUAACCAAAAAGAAAGGGAAACAUCUUGCCUCAAUAUUAUAGCCUAUAUAGGCCUGACGUAUGCCUGGCUUAGUUUUAUCUUUCUAUAUAAGGUUUUUACCUUCAGUCUGAUAAUGCUUGUAUGGUUUUUUUUUUUUUUCAUAGUUGGCCACAUCUAAUUUUUUUUUAUCUUUAUCUAGUCUUAUUAUGGAAGCUUUUGAGUAUUUUUUGAGCAUUUAGCCAUCCAUCUGAAAAUCACCGGAGCCAUUGUGAUGGGAAAACUCCUGAAAACUGCAGCACUGGUGCUUUCUGGAAAAUUAUGUCUCCUCACAUGCAGUGGUAACUUUUUAAUUUUUCAAAUGUCACAGCUCUUGUAAUACAUGCUUAAAUCUUUUCUCAUUGGGUGGUAACUUUCAUAUCAAAAUCUUUGCAGCUUUUUUAGUGUGGAUUUUGCCGUUUAUUGCUUUGGAAUAAGUUAUUUGAAGUUUAGUACAAUGACAUGCUUAUGAUAUAUGAAGUGUUCUCUGAUGUCUUGCUUAUACAGUCAUGGUGAGAGGUAGAUGAGAAGAUUAGCUCAUUAAUAUCUGCUAAGCUUAAAUUAAAUAAUACACUAUAAACAUGGAAAAACGAAACAUCUGUAACCUUGCACCUCUAGAGGUAACUAACCGACUAAGUUAAAGCAUAGCUUCCUGGAAACCCCAAGUUUUUUUUAUUGAUUUGUUGAUUAGGAAUACAUGCCAGCUUCUGGGCUUGGUUAGUUGGACUUUUUAUAUUUCCCCACAUUCCAGUUUUAUUCUUUGAGCUAAGACAACCAAUUGCUUGCAAUAGCUAAAUAUUAAGUGUUUCAAUCAACAAACUGAAUGAACUUUUGAAAAUGUGUUAUGUAUAUGAUGAUCAAACUCCUUACUACUCUUUCUAAGCUGGUGUCGUUUGAGAGAAUGUCUGCUGAUAAAUUUCACAUGCAGGUGCACAUGCAACUUUUUUUUUUCUUUUAAAUCUUUGGUGUUUAAAACCUAAACUACUAAACCAUACUGAUGUCACACCUAGUUUAGAUGUUGUUAUCCAAUAAUAUCCGUAUAACAUAUAAAAAAUGUGUCCGUUAUACCAUAAUCCUCAAAUACAUAUUUUUUUUAAAUACAUAAAAAAAUAAAAAUCUUUACAAACAGGUCAAAGUAAAAGUACAAUUAAGAAAGUAGUUUUAAAUAAUAGUCCAUUCAAAACUUUCCCUUGCUG